This is a messenger RNA of Phymastichus coffea, 3779 nucleotides long. RefSeq lists its product as uncharacterized. Bases 1995 to 3101 code for a protein of 368 amino acids. The transcript has 4 exons. NCBI's taxonomy places the organism in Eukaryota, Metazoa, Arthropoda, Insecta, Hymenoptera, Eulophidae. The record is from RefSeq and is a predicted model, not a curated record.
UUUCCAUGAAAGGAAAAAUAAAUAAAAUCAUACAGAUGUUUAAGAUACUACUUAUUUAUCAAACCUUUAAUGUUAUUUUUUAUUAAUAUUAAAUACAUAAAAAAAUUAAAAAAGCAAAAGGAUUACAGUAAACAGAAGUAGAAAAGCAGAAUGCGAAACAAAAAAAAUACUAAACCAAUAUUAUGUGCAGUUUAUGUUUUAUUUUGAAUUAUUAUUCGGUGAAUUAUUCAGUGAAAAUUAUAACGGCUCAUAAAGUGCGAAGGCAUAUUAUUAAUUUUUAAUUGCAGCAACAAUGAAUAAUCACACUUAUAACCUAGGAAGAUUUGAUCUUGAUGUUGAAACGCCUAGGACAACAAGAUAUAAUAGGCAUAGAAGACGGGAAAGAGACGUUUCUUCAUCAGAUUCAAGUAUUGAAAAUCAGAGGUGGUGAGACAACUAUGCUGUGAGAAUUAAAUUAACAAUUUUCUCUUUUUGAAUAAAAUUAUGCAACAAAAACUUUUGAGCAUAUAGACUUUUAAGAGUGUAUUAUUGUAUUAAUUAAACAAUAUGUUAUAUGAAUAAAUAAAAUUUCUGUCCAGUAAGUUGCAGAAGUUUUGCAUGAAAUUGAUAAAUCUUCUGUCAGUGAUGAAUCUACUACAUCUCAGUCAUUACCAGGAUCUCCUGUAGCAAUACCUGUUUUGUCGCCAAGAAAUGAAUCAGAAUCUAGUUUGUCACCUGCUCUUCAAGUAAUCUCUGCUUCUCCUGAAUCAACUGAUAAUGAUGAAGGUUACCCAAGAGAUCGACGUGAGCAAUUGCUCCACGAGCAAGAUGAUGAUUACGCGAGUGACGAAGAUAUCUUAGAAUAUCAACCCAUUUUUGAUGAUCCACUAAUAAAUGGAAACGAUGUCCAAAAUCGAUUACAUGAUAUUUUAAACGACGAUGAUGUAAAUGAAAUAAUCGACGCUAGAGCAAACGUAACUAAAGCAGAAAUAUUUUUAGCAGUAUUAAAGUUUUCGUUGAUUUAUAAUUUGCCACAAUCUGCAAUAGCCGAUUUGUUUAAAAUGUUAAAUAUUUUUUUGAAUACUUCCGUUUUGCCUCAAUCAAGAUACUUAAUUGAUCAAAUUUUUACCUCCGAAAGUAAUAUUGAUUAUCAUGCAUUAUGUCCUAACUGUAAAAAUUAUGUCAGGCAAUUUAAUCGUGAAUGGAAACAGAAUUAUAAUGCACGUUGCGAUAACUGUAAUUUACAAUUCUCUUUAACCGACCCCACUUACAGAGAUUUUUUCUGCAUAAUGAAUCCCGAAGAAGAAAUAGCUCAUUAUAUUGAAGACCACUGGAAUUAUUAUCAAUCCGUAGUUGAAGCACGUUCUGUUGAUUCAGAAGAUAUAAAUGAAUUUCAUAGUGGCUUAUUGUAUAGACAAUUACGAAAUUCUUUACCAGAUGACCGAAAAAAUAACUUUAUAACUGCAAUUUUCAACAGUGAUGGUUCUCCAGUAUUUGAAAGCUUUGCUUUUUCUAUUUGGCCAAUACAAAUAAUGAUCAAUGAGUUGCCUUUCAAAGUAAGAACUUCAAAACCAAUAGUAUGUGGUUUAUGGUUUGGAAGAAAAAAGCCAGAUAUGGAUAUGAUUCUGGAACCAUUUGUUACUCAGAUGAAUAUAUUCUCAGAUGUAGGCAUUUCAUGUAUUGUAAGAAACAGACUUCAUACUAUUUAUGUGUAUGCUAUUUGCUCUUGUGAUGAUUCCGUGGCUCGCGCUCCCAUGCAGGGAGUUACUCAAUUUAAUGGUUAUUUUGGGUGUAACUGGUGCUUACAUCCUGGGUAUUACAUUGCGGUAGGUAGAGGUGGUAGCGUUAAAUACAUACUAUUGGAUGAACCUGUACGCGAGAGAAAUCAAGUUGAUACUUUGCGAGAUGCGCAACAAGCGAUAGCUUCUGGUUAAUCUGUUAAUGGUGUUAUAAAAGAAUCGGUUCUCACACGCCUGAACUACUUCAAUAUUGUAUCAGGGUUCGUUCCCGAUCCGAUGCAUUAUAUCGAUUUAGGUAUCGGCAAGCAAUUUAUAAAAUAUUGGUUUGAUACAAAAAAUAUGCCAUAUUCACUCACUAAUGCAGAAAUUGAUUACAUCGAUAAUACUUUGAAACAAAUAACCAUAACCGUCCCUAGUAAGCUAAUACGAAACUCUCGUUCUAUACGAGACCGAAAUUAUUGGAAAGCAAAGGAAUUUCAAAAUUGGAUAUUGUACUAUAGUACACUUGUUCUUUUCAUGAUUCCCCGAAUGAAAUGCUACGCUAUACAUUGGUCUUAUUUAGUUAGAGCAUACUAUAUUCUGUUACAAAAUAACAUAAGUCGAAACUCAAUUCGUGAAGCACAUCGUUUAUUAACAAUAUUCGUGGCUCUAACAGAGUUUUAUUAUUCAAGAGGUGCAAUGACUUUCAAUGUUCAUCAGCUACUUCAUACAGCACAAUGCGUUAUAAAUUGGGGCCCCUUAUUCUAUCACUCCGGGUAUGGGUUUGAAAACGGCAAUGGAAAUAUUGUGAAAUUGGUACAAGCUGCGAAAGGUGUUCAGUAUCAAAUCGUUCGAAUAAUCGGUAUGAACAGAAGUGAUCGAAUUCUAACAAAAUUUAUGUUACGUAACAAUCCUGAUUCAGAAGUCCUAGAAUAUGUUAGAUAUUUAGAAACAAGAGAGUGUGGAAAAGUAUGGACUACUAAUAUUGGAAGAUAUUUUGGGAUAUUUUCUCGUCUAGCGCCGAGGUGGAAAAGAGAAUUAAAUUUAUCCGAUGCAGCUAUAGUCUACCGAAAACUAAUAAAGAUGGAAUGCGUAUAUUUGUCCUGUAACACUGUUAGACUGCGAUCAAACAAUUCUUUUGCAAAGAUAAUUGACGGUAAUUUUGUGCAAAUUGUUUUUUUCAUCGUUGACAGAUUACACCAGCGGGAGUACACUGUAUAUAAAGUUGUAGAUGUUGAGGAUAUUUUUGAUAAUAAUUUAGCUGAAUUUCAAAUAAAAAGGAUAACAGCUAUUAAUGAAGAAUUAAGAGCUGUACAUACUAACAACAUAGAUAAAAUCUGUGUUUACAUAAAUUGUAAUGACGAGAGAUAUUUAUGUGCUACACCAAAUAUGUACUUCUAUUAAACAAUCCGAGCUGUAUUCUUAAGAAAAAUGUAUAUAAAUUUAUUGUCAAAGUAUUUUAAUGAAAACUGGUCAUAAAAUUAAUAUUCUUUUAUUAUAUUUGUAAAUAAAAAUAUUCAGUAAUGUAACAGUCCAGUCUGAUUUGUCUCCUAUUUUCUUCUGCAAAUUAGCAACCCGUCAUACACAAGAUAAUCAAAGAAAAGCGGUAAUGGAGCAAAGGCGCUUUUCUCACGUAUAUGAAAAUGUGUUAGGGCAACUCUGCGAAAACAUUACCAUAUAAGGAGCGUGACGUCACGACCGUGGGAAAAUUUAUUGUUUACGAUAGAAAAUCGACAAUUAUAAAGUUUUUCAAAUGAACAAAAGUAUUUUUUAGUCAAUUUUGAUGCGCUGAUCCUGAAUUUCAUGUUGUUAUAACUCUCAAGUCGAUAUUUGUUAGUCAAAUUUAAUCUAGAAGUUGAUAUUGUUAAUUAUUUUGCAAUAAACAAUUAUAUUGUUAUUUCGAGUAUGCGUUUACAACCUCGACGUAUUGAGACAGAAAAGCAAGAAUUUGACACUUUGAUAACUAAUUAUUCACUAAAUUAUCAAUAAAUAAAAAAUUUAUAAUUUUUUUAAACAAUAAAAAUUGCAUUGUUAGAUGUCGAAUCGAUCAUACAUUGAUACAAAAUUAAUGAUUUUGACUGU